CACCGUUGAUCUUCGUACUGCUGUCUUUGGCGUUAAUCACAUCCGUCGAUGUGAGGACUACUGCCCGCACUCGGUUGAAUUUAGGCGUCCCCAGCUUCGAGACCUUCCAUAUUUCCCGAUCGGCACCGCUGCUUCUGGGCUCGCACGACAUUGUACGCGAUCUAUGGCACCUUUAAGGCGCAUUCUUUCUUUACAAAGAGCCUCCUUGCUUCGUUGUUCUAAUGAGAGCUGGGGCCAGGCUAAUAGGUUAUUCAGCACCCAAGCUGUGAACCCCCCCGCCGCCCCACAGGCCCAGGCCCAGGCCCAGCCCCCGCCACCUCCACCACCACCGGAAAAAACUCAUUUCGGUGGGCUUAAAGAUGAGGAUCGCAUUUUCACCAAUCUAUAUGGGCUGCAUGAUCCUUUUCUCAAGGGCGCCAUGAAACGUGGAGACUGGUACAGAACUAAGGACCUGGUUGUCAAGGGGUCUGACUGGAUUGUCAAUGAGAUUAAAAAAUCUGGUCUUCGAGGACGUGGUGGUGCUGGUUUCCCUUCCGGAAUGAAAUGGUCCUUUAUGCCAAAGAGCUCUGAUGGCCGCCCUUCGUACCUUGUUGUUAAUGCUGAUGAGAGUGAACCUGGGACAUGCAAGGAUAGAGAAAUUAUGCGUCAUGAUCCGCACAAAUUACUUGAAGGUUGUUUAAUUGCUGGAGUUGGAAUGAGGGCGAGAGCUGCCUAUAUAUACAUUAGGGGUGAGUAUGUGAAUGAAAGAAAGAACCUAGAGAAGGCGAGAAAGGAGGCUUAUGAAGCUGGAUAUUUGGGGAAGAAUGCAUGUGGGUCUGGGUAUGAUUUUGAUGUGCACAUUCACUUUGGUGCCGGAGCUUAUAUUUGUGGUGAAGAGACGGCUCUUUUGGAGAGCCUUGAGGGUAAACAAGGAAAACCUAGGUUGAAGCCUCCAUUUCCGGCCAAUGCAGGUCUGUAUGGUUGCCCUACAACCGUUACAAAUGUUGAAACGGUAGCAGUCUCACCUACUAUACUGAGACGUGGACCAGAAUGGUUUUCUAGUUUUGGAAGGAAAAACAAUUCUGGAACAAAGCUAUUCUGCAUAUCUGGUCACGUAAACAAGCCUUGCACUGUCGAGGAAGAGAUGAGCAUUCCAUUGAAAGAGCUUAUUGAAAGACAUUGUGGCGGAGUACGUGGAGGAUGGGAUAACUUGCUUGCAGUUAUCCCAGGUGGUUCAUCAGUGCCAUUGAUACCCAAACCCGUAUGUGAAGAUGUGCUCAUGGACUUCGAUGCCCUGAAGGCUGUACAAUCAGGGUUAGGAACUGCUGCAGUCAUUGUGAUGGAUAAAUCAACAGAUGUUGUAGAUGCUAUUGCAAGACUUUCUUACUUCUACAAGCACGAGAGCUGCGGCCAGUGCACACCUUGCAGAGAGGGUACCGGAUGGCUCUGGAUGAUCAUGGAGAGAAUGAAGGUGGGAAAUGCCUUGUUGGAGGAGAUUGACAUGCUUCAGGAAGUGACCAAGCAGAUCGAAGGACACACUAUUUGCGCAUUGGGCGAUGCAGCUGCUUGGCCAGUUCAGGGGCUUAUCCGACACUUCAGACCUGAGCUUGAAAGGAGGAUUCGGGAGCGGGCAGAGAGAGAGCUACAAAGGGCUGCUGCUGCUUGAUUCCUUUAUACAGGAAAUAUGUGUCUUGCUGUUGAAUAAACAUCGGUUAGGCGGAUAGGGAUUUCUGAAAGCCAUCUGUUAUUGCAGCAGCAUAUCUGAAGUUAAUUAUUGUAUUCAUGUAUUAUUUUAUACCGACAUUUUGUGGAUCUCCACCCUUGUGUUGUCUUUAGCCUCGAAGAUACUUGUUGAGGUUUUGUUUUGCAGGAUGAAAAUACUGUCAAUAAUUUAAUGGCGCGACGUUGUCUUGAAACGACCUUUUGCAUUACUCGCUGGAGUGCUUAAUAAUAUCGACACUGGACUGGACUACAGUUUGUUGUGAA
This is a messenger RNA of Andrographis paniculata, 1965 nucleotides long. RefSeq names its product NADH dehydrogenase [ubiquinone] flavoprotein 1, mitochondrial. NCBI's taxonomy places the organism in Eukaryota, Viridiplantae, Streptophyta, Magnoliopsida, Lamiales, Acanthaceae. The record is from RefSeq and is a predicted model, not a curated record. Bases 164 to 1645 code for a protein of 493 amino acids. Gene Ontology annotation, molecular function: NADH dehydrogenase (ubiquinone) activity; FMN binding; NAD binding. The transcript has 3 exons. Gene Ontology annotation, biological process: mitochondrial electron transport, NADH to ubiquinone.